Molecule: messenger RNA, 1980 nt
Organism: Epithele typhae
Lineage: Eukaryota; Fungi; Basidiomycota; Agaricomycetes; Polyporales; Epitheliaceae
Exons: 5
Coding region: 1-1980 (659 amino acids)
Source: RefSeq, a predicted model, not a curated record
AUGCGGCAAUACCCACCCAAGCAGCGCAGGUGUUGGUAUUUUGACCACCACACUGGCGAGAUUCUUCGCGACAACGCCUGGCACGUCAAUGCCGCCUCCACUUGCAACUACGCACACCCCGAGGAUCCAGAAUGGCGCACUGCAUCCUUCGCUGCGAAGUGGUUUGGGAAAGCCGACAAGCAGCGCAGAUCCCCUCCGCCCCGCCGCCAUGCACCCGACGCCUUGCUUCCGCUCGAUUUACCGAGUGGCAGCAGGCGAUUGCCGCUCGGCGAACGUCUCUCCUCCGCGGUCUCCUCCCCCUCCACCCUCCACCCUCCAACCCCCCGCGGCUCCGACGACCACAUGGGCUCCCACCGCCCGCGUCACUCGCGUGCCGACUCCCCAACGUCGUCUAUCGCGUCCUCUUCCCACCUGGCGCGGAAGACGUCCUAUUCGAGCCUAGCCACCGACCGCCGCAGAGAAGACGAAGACCGCGACAGACGCCAUCGCGACAGCUCGCGCAGGCGAGACCAUGACCAUGACUACCGACGAGAGCACGACAGGGACCGAGAUGGGAGGUAUAGCGAUCGGCCAACGGAGGAGCGAAGUCGGGGGGACAGGGACAGGUCUCGAGGCCGUGACCGGAGCCAGUCGAAGCAUGCACAACGACCGUCAUCUGCGUCCAAACCAGACUCGCACGCGCCGAGCCUUAUCCCAGCGCCGCGGAAAGAGCUUACGGAGCAGGAGAGGAAGAACAUAUGGAUGGAACGGGUCAAAAACAUGACCGAGAUCGUCCAGCAACGAAUUGAACAGAUCCGUAUCCGCGAGGACCUCAAGACGUACGAGCAUCUGGCCACGACGGCCACAGUUGCUGCGAUGUCGGACGGGGACAGGGCUGAGGUGAAGAAGCACAUAGAUGACAUCAAGGCCAGAGAACGUAGCCAAGUUGCAGAGCUCAAUCGCUUGCUCUCGAAGCUCAUCCCGAAGGAGUACUUUCCCUUUGCGCAACCUCCGGAGAAACUUGACGAAGGGCCCUACCGCGACAUGGUCACCUUGCUUGAGGCUUUACGUGCAGACAUGCACAAGCUCCACGACACCGUCGACGCCCUGCAAGCAAGGUCGGACGCCCUCGCCCCCAUCCUCAAGGAACUCCCGUCUUUGGAGAAAGCCUCUCCAGGGCCCGCAGGAGCGACCGCCGAGUCAAGUGCUCACCCCAAGAAACGGCGGCGGCUGUCUGUUGACGACCACGAGGGCGUCUCCGCCGCAGCCGUCCCCAAUCCGAAUAUGCCUACCCAGGAGGACUUCGAGAGGCUCCAAGCUAGGUUCGAGCGACUGGAGAUGAGGACGGAGACCUUCACCAACGAGCUUGUCCAGUAUGACAACCUACUGCACGACCACGUCGAAGCUGCGCUCGACUACGAGCUGUAUCGCAUCGGUUAUCACCCCAAAAAUCUCAGAGGGACGAACGCCAAGCUCACUGAGCAGGUCGAUGAUCUCAUGGAGUCCGUCGCUGCCCAGAAAGCGAGUGUGGAGGAGAUCGUCUCGGGUCGCUCGUCACUGAAGGACGAUGGAGAGAGGCAAGAGCAGGCGAAUGAGCAACAGAGGGUGAAGAACGCAGAGCUUCGAGCCCAGCUCACGCAGGAGUUGGAACGUGGGAAUAAAAUACGCGACAAAAUUCAAGAGCAGGAGGACCACAUUGCAGCCCUCAAACGGGCCGUGCAGGAGUUUCUCACUGCAGCGCCAUCGCGCCCUCCACCGCAGCUGGGCGGCCUGUCGCUCGAGGAAGUCACGGCGCUUCUUAAGCCGAAGUUACUCGAAGCAGCGCACGCAGAAAUUAUUCCUCUGCUCUCUAACACCCAUGAAGAGGUUGAAAAGAUGCUGGCCGACCAGACGAACCAAGUCAACAACUCGGUUAACACAAAUCUCUCCCCCACCGUUCGGAACUGCACACCCACACCAGGCUUCAUCAUCUCAUUCGCGACGACCAUCACAGUCGGCUGA